GGACGUAAAUUCAAAACGAGGCCAAUCGUGUCUUUCUUCCGAGUGUGCCGCCAUCAUGGUUUAAUACUGAAAUCUGUACAAAAGGUUGAAGAAGAUUAUAAUUUAGAAUUAUUUACAGUCCAAGAUUGUGAUUCCUUAAGUAUUAAAAUAUGGAUCCCGACUUCGAAAGGGAACAGAAUUUGAACUUUGAUUCCAAUAGAUCUAAAUCGGCUGAUAAAGAAAAAAGUCGAGACAAGAGACGAUCGCGUUCUCCACGAGCAAAGAGAUCAAGAAGCAGGGAUAGAGACCGAAAACGUUCCCGAUCCAGAGAUCGUACACGUCGCAAAAAGUCUAAAAGUCACUCCCCUAAACCGCCAAAACGAAAGAAGCCAUACAAGUAUUGGGAUGUUCCACCGGCUGGCUUUGAACACAUGAGCGUACCCCAGUAUAAAGCUAUGCAAGCUGCGGGUCAGAUUCCACAAGCUAUGCCAGUUAUGCAAGCACCACAGGUUCCUGUAACUAACACAACUGUUCCGUUUGCUGGCAGUACAAUAAGUCGACAAGCUCGACGUUUAUAUGUUGGUAAUAUACCCUUUGGUGUAACGGAAGAAGCCAUGAUGGACUUUUUCAAUGGGCAAAUGAAAGUGACGGGACUAGCACAAGCUGAUGGAAAUCCAGUUAUUGCAGUUCAAAUUAAUUUAGAUAAAAACUUUGCCUUUCUUGAAUACCGAUCAGUCGAUGAAACGACACAAGCAAUGGCAUUUGAUGGUAUCAAUUUUCAGGGUCAAUCAUUGAAGAUUCGUCGUCCCCGGGAUUAUCAACCUCUUCCUGGUUUAUCAGAACAGCCUUCAAUAAAUGUCCCUGGCGUUGUGUCCACUGUGGUUCAAGAUUCGCCACAUAAGAUAUUUAUAGGUGGGCUACCAAAUUAUCUUAAUGAAGAUCAAGUUAAAGAACUCUUGACCUCAUUCGGUCCACUGAAAGCGUUUAAUUUGGUUAAAGAUAGUGCUACAGGUUUAUCCAAAGGCUAUGCCUUCUGCGAAUAUGUAGAUAUAACUGUUACUGAUCAGGCAUGUGCUGGUUUAAAUGGUAUGCAGCUAGGAGACAAAAAGUUAAUUGUUCAGCGAGCCAGUGUUGGUGCUAAAAAUGGUCAAAAUUUACCUGUUCAGCUUCAAGUACCAGGCUUGGAUAUGCAAAUGGGUGCAGGUCCACCUACGGAGGUCCUAUGUUUGAUGAAUAUGAUUUUACCAGAAGAAUUGGAUGACGAAGAAGAAUAUGAAGAUAUUGUGGAAGAUGUCAAAGAUGAAUGUGGAAAAUAUGGUGUUGUGCGAAGCUUAGAAAUACCACGUCCGAUAAUGGGAGUUGAUGUACCAGGCCUCGGAAAAAUAUUUGUAGAAUUUAAUUCAAUUAUUGAUUGUCAAAAAGCACAGCAAGCUCUGGCUGGUAGAAAAUUCUCUCAACGAGUAGUUGUGACUUCAUACUAUGAUCCUGAUAAAUAUCAUCGACGCGAAUUCUAAUCUUUUAUUCCAUUAGCAUUUAUUAAACAUGUUGAAUGAAUAAAGAUUUUGUUUAACGAUUUAAUCAAUGAUUCAUCCGAACAUCCGGUAUUGUAUGUUUAUGUUUCACUUAAAUUAAGUGAACAGUUACAAUUCAUUAUCAUUUUUAAAUCAUUAUAAUAUAAAGAUUGUUACUCCAUAUUGUAUAUUAACUAGUUUCCACCCUUUCAUUUGGAAAGGACAUGGAUUUAAACAAAAAAGAAAAUCCAGUUUCAUUUUUUUGAUCACAUUGUAUGUAAAUACUAUUCUUUAACUGUUUAAAUUGUUCUUUUCCUUUCAUUGAACCAUGAUUGUAUAUUUAGAAUCAAAUUGCAUUUGAUAUUUUGACAUUGUGUAAUUGAUUUACUCCAAUUUUAUAUUCCUAGUGUACAAGAAAAAGUGUACAAGAAAAUGUGCUUUGAAAAACAUUUAAAUUUAAACUGUUUAGUUUGAUUUCUCAGAUACUUGUAAUAUUUCAUUUCAGUAUGUGACAAUAAUGGCUAGAUAUUUUGCUGAUGUAAAUUUGUUCUGAUAUGACCAGACAAAACAGUAAAACAACAUUCUUUUAAUAUUUUAAUUUUUUUGUUUCUAAGGUUUUUGAUUAAUUUUAAUUUUAGAAAAUUUGAAUGCUUUAAGUAUCUAAAAUGCAAUGUGUGUAUAAAUAGAAUCUUUAAUUCAAUGCUGUUCUUGAUAACAAAAAUGUAUACUGUUGGUUUUAAUCUUAUCUGAAUUUCAGAAUAAAUAGGCUUUAGGCUAUUGAUAUUUCAGUAUUCACUAAAUCAUAAUGUACUUUG
Patella vulgata (common limpet) is the source of this 2305-nucleotide messenger RNA. RefSeq names its product splicing factor U2AF 50 kDa subunit. Bases 150 to 1493 code for a protein of 447 amino acids. Gene Ontology annotation, biological process: mRNA processing. Gene Ontology annotation, cellular component: nuclear speck; nucleus; U2-type prespliceosome. Gene Ontology annotation, molecular function: poly-pyrimidine tract binding; pre-mRNA 3'-splice site binding. NCBI's taxonomy places the organism in Eukaryota, Metazoa, Mollusca, Gastropoda, Patellidae. The transcript has a single exon. The record is from RefSeq and is a predicted model, not a curated record.